Eufriesea mexicana is the source of this 3143-nucleotide messenger RNA. It is a transcript of the gene Pi4KIIalpha, whose product is annotated as phosphatidylinositol 4-kinase II alpha. Gene Ontology annotation, molecular function: 1-phosphatidylinositol 4-kinase activity. The coding region runs from base 333 to 3050 and encodes 905 amino acids. Gene Ontology annotation, cellular component: plasma membrane; endosome; trans-Golgi network. NCBI's taxonomy places the organism in Eukaryota, Metazoa, Arthropoda, Insecta, Hymenoptera, Apidae. The record is from RefSeq and is a predicted model, not a curated record. Gene Ontology annotation, biological process: phosphatidylinositol phosphate biosynthetic process; Golgi organization; endosome organization. The transcript has 10 exons.
UCCUAUCAGCUGAUAUCGUCUGCUGGAAUGACGAGUCGUAGUUAUUAAUAGUUACACAGUACUUUUAAACAUCUUAAAAAUACGCCUUUAGUGUAUGACUACCCUUAUAAACUAGUAAAUUUACAAUAAUCCGGAGUUGUUAUUUUAAUAACGCAAUGAUUGUUUUAAACUUAGUAUUGGUGAAAAUACUUGUUAAACACGAGUUCGAUCGUUCGCGUCAUUGACAGGUGGGAUAAGAAUAUGGGGAAAUAGAUAGUAUUAUUUGUGUGGACGAUUUUUUAAGCGAUUAAAUAGUAAAAGAAUCUGCCAAAUAACUAGCAGAUUCAGUUGUAAUGAGCGACUCCGAACAACGGCAAUUACACGUGCCGUAUCGAGAAUAUCAUAGCCAGAAUAAUACUAAUACUUCUACCUUGGUAGAAACUGAUGCACUAGUAGAUCUUUCAAUUACACCCAAUAGUUGUUUACCGGCGAAUGAGUGUUCAGAACUAAUACCAGACAUUGAAUUUGUUCCCAAUCUGAGCAACGAACAAACCAUAGCCAUUGAUUCCCCUGGAAUUGACCGGGAGAGCCAGCCUCUCCUUGGUCGGUUAGAGCUUGAUGUCACUUUCAAUCGUUUUCCUGAUGACCCACAGUUUUCUGAAUUAAUAUGGCAAGCUGAAUUGGCAAUAGAUAAUGGAAUCUUUCCAGAAAGAAUAUAUCAAGGUUCUAGUGGCAGUUACUUUGUAAAAAAUCACACAAGGAAAAUAAUAGGUGUUUUUAAGCCAAAAGAUGAAGAACCUUAUGGGAGAUUAAAUCCAAAAUGGACAAAGUGGAUGCACAAGCUUUGUUGUCCUUGUUGUUUUGGAAGAAGUUGUUUAAUUCCAAAUCAGGGAUAUCUCAGCGAGGCAGGUGCAAGUUUAGUUGACCGUAAAUUAGGUCUGGGUAUAGUUCCAAACACAAGAGUAGUUAAACUUGUCAGUAAAACAUUUAACUACCCACGAUUAGACCGUCAAAAAGCUCGUAUGAAGCAAGCUAUUAUGGACCAGUUUCCAACAGUAGGCUCACAUUUCAAUCGUAUUGGUUUACCACCAAAAGUUGGUUCUUUUCAAGUUUUUGUAGAUGGUUACAAAGAUGCUGAUUACUGGUUGAGGCGGUGGGAAAAUGAGUCCCUGUCACCUCAUCUUAGUAGAGAAUUUCAACUUCAAUUUGAACGCUUAGUUAUUUUGGACUACAUAAUAAGAAAUACUGACAGAGGUAAUGAUAAUUGGUUAAUUAAAUAUGAUAACAAUAAGGGAAAAAACGGAACGGAACAGGGUGAAGUAAAAAUAGCUGCUAUAGAUAAUGGUUUAGCCUUUCCUUUUAAACAUCCUGAUUCUUGGCGUGCUUAUCCUUAUCAUUGGGCUUGGUUAAGCCAAGCAAAACAACCAUUUAGUGAUGUAACACGAGAACUUGUAUUACCGCAACUCUCGGAUCAAAAUUUUGUACAAGAUCUUUGUGAUGAUUUAUACCAAUUAUUUAAACAAGACAAAGGUUUCGAUCGACAUCAUUUUGAUAAACAAAUGAGCGUAAUGCGUGGUCAGAUCUUGAACUUGCAACAAGCUUUAAAGGAUGCUAAGAGCCCCGUGCAAUUGGUUCAAAUGCCUGCUGUGAUUGUUGAGAAAUAUGUACAACCACAACGAACAAAGUCAUUCGCUCCUGUGAAAACGUUUAAUCCACCUUCAAAAUUGUUCGAAACUAAUACCACAUAUCACUUAUCGUAUUUAAACGUGGAUCGUGCAGAAAUACGGCGCAGUCGAUCUCAACCUAUCCGACCCAUACCUGCUCUUAUCAAAUCUGAUGCUCGAUUUUCCGGUGAGACGACUAAUCAAUUGAGUUACAAACUUAUGGGAAAUAUUCCUAAAACAAAACCUAUUAUACCAAAACAAAGAUCAAUGAUGGGAUCUGGUCAAAUGGAUUCUGUUACCACGGUUCGUCAUGAUUAUCCACGCAAAUACAUAGAAAAACCAGAAAUUAUAAUACCUUGUGGGAAUAUUCGUUUAAGUACCGGUAAACUCGAUGCCAGUACUACAGCAAAACUUUCUUACACAGAUCCUGGUUUUACGAAACCGACAAUUAAUUUUAAACCGAUAACAGUUUAUUAUCCACCCAGUGAACCAAUUUUUCACGAUACUACACACAAAUUAAGUUACCAGCCUGUCUGUAUGGAAAAAAGAGAAACGUGCUCGUGGCAGCAGAAACAAAGUUACAAGCCUCCAGAUAUUGCGAUGUGCGGAAAAACAACAUAUUCCGAAAGUUUCUUGAAAAACGAAAAACUACGCACGGAAAAACCUGUACGACCGGUUCUUGCCAAUGUGUUCCCUUGCGGUGGUGAAUUCCACGGAAAUACUAUUUACAAAGAAAGUUACUUACAAUCAAUCGACGUAGAACGCGUUGAACCAUUUAUCCCUUGCAAUGCUAUCUCAAAACCAGAUGGCAAAAUAUCGGCAGACACAACGAGCAAAUUAAGUUACCAACCGGUCCAGAGCGAGAAACGUUCCCCGAUAUUACCUCGAAGCAGAACCAUGAUAGGCGAUGGUCCGAUGCAAUCUGCAACUACUAAUCGUUGCGAUUUCGUGCAGAAAGUAACGCUACGACCCGAUAUCGUUAUUCCGUGCAAUAAUCUUCAAAGCUCUAAUACACCUAUCGACGAUAGAACUACGACGAAACUAUCUUACACGAAACCAGGCCCAGUAGAAUGGGUUCAAAGUUUUAAACCUGUCGCGCAUUAUUGCAGAUUAUCGGAGAAAAUUGAGUACGAUACAGUAAACAAGUUAUCUUAUCAACCUUGGACUCCAAUUCCUAAGGAACAUAUACCUUGGGCAUCUAAAGGCAAAUAUCAACCACCUACUAAUCCUAUGUGUGCUGAUACUAUUUACCAAGUUAGUUUUCCUGCACCUGGACAUUACGAAGAUACUUGUGUGGAUACAAAUUGUAAUUGCUUGCACGCCAACCAUGACAAUCCUUCGACACAGAUAGGGACCGUGAAUGAUGAAAAUAAUUACAAUCUUUUGAAACAAGAAAUUUUUGUAUAACUUCCUAAUUUUUCCACAAACAAAUGUUAUUUCUAUGCUGUAUUAUAACAAACAUUUGUAGGAUAGAUAUUUAAAUAACAAAAUGUAAACGAG